Molecule: messenger RNA, 1449 nt
Organism: Lasiodiplodia theobromae
Lineage: Eukaryota; Fungi; Ascomycota; Dothideomycetes; Botryosphaeriales; Botryosphaeriaceae
Product: Heterokaryon incompatibility protein
Exons: 1
Coding region: 1-1449 (482 amino acids)
Source: RefSeq, a predicted model, not a curated record
AUGUCGCAGGAAGAAGAGGCCCAGUCUCGAAUUGUAGGUGGCACCACAUCUACCAACCGGUCUUUAGAGAAUGGAAACAGCAUCAGACUCGUCGUAUUGCAUCCUGGAACAUCCUCAGACACUCUUUCAUGUGACUUGAUUACCUGCGAACUGGAUCAGCCACCCGAUUAUGAAGCUCUCUCGUACACCUGGGACGACGCAAACGGCGACCGUUCUCUGACACAGGAAAUCCGGUGCGGCCCAGAGUACGGCAAAAUUGCCAUCACGAAGAAUUGCGAAGCCGCAUUGCUUCGCCUGCGCCUCGAGGAUGACCUACGCUUUCUAUGGAUCGACGCCCUCUGCAUCGACCAAUCAAACCUCCGCGAGCGCAGCCACCAGGUCCAUCUGAUGUUCAGAAUCUACCACACAGCAUUCAGAGUGGUCGUGUUUCUGGGCAACCGCUCCUUUGAAAGCGAUAGGCUCUUCGACUACUUGAGCAAUCCCAAGGCAAACCACGGGCUUCCGGAAGGAGAAGCAGUGCAGCUGGCAAUGGAGCUGUUCAAGCGCAACUGGUUCAAGCGCUUGUGGGCCCUGCAAGAGAUCGUGGUAGCCCGUGCCGCCAUCAUCAUCUGUGGCAGCAAAACGAUCAAGUGGCAGGCGCUGUCCAGGUUCUUCAUUGGGUCAAUCAGCGAUGCCGCACGGGAUGGCGUUCCGUUCUUUGAUUCGCGCAUUUUUGUCGAUCCAGCAGCCAUGAUGCUGUGUGGUGGUCUGCAAGGGCCGCAGCCUAUCGAUCUGCUUCCCCAGCUGUUCCGUGCAUCUCAGACGUUCAAGGCAUCAGAGCCACUCGAUCACAUCUUUGCCGUCCUUGGCCUCGUCGAUCAGAGCGCCACUGUCGGGAUUGUACCUGAUUACAACAAGAGUGUGUUCGAGGUCCUAUACGAGCUCUCGGUCUAUUUCGUGGAGAGGUUUCGCAUCAUCUUUCCCCCGGGGCUGUGGGUGCUGACUGACCUUCAACUGGGCAAGCCCAAAUCACCACACACCUGGAUACACAGAUGGACCGAAAGGAUAGUCCCCAGGCAGCCCAUAUACCUGGCCGAAGAUCCUGUUGUUGAUGGCCAUCUACUCAUCAUCAAGGGCCAAAGGAUGCUCAAAGGCUUUUUUAACCUGCCUGAGGAGCCUGUGCCACUCCUGAGGGUCAGGCUGGCCGACGACAAGACCUACGAAGUCUGUCAGGGUACUGUAAUGGUUUUGGAUGGAUCAACAAAACAGGGGCAGGAUGAUGGAAGUUUCAUCGCCGUGAAGGUGUCAGAAGACUCCGGGGUAAUAUUGAAAAGCUGGACUGCAUCAAAAUCAUAUUCACUGAUGGCAGGCUUUUCAAAUCCACGAAGAUCUCAUGGUACAGUCCACGAGGAGGGAAACAACUCUUCUCAGAGUUGGUUGGAUGAGCCUCAGUCAUUCACAAUAUUCUAA